AUGCCAUUGGACAACAGACCUACCAUAUUGUGGAUUGGAGACGCUGUGAAGCACAAUCCAGCUGUCUACAAACGCCUUGAAUCUCAGUUCAGAAUCAUCAGACCCGAAGAAGAACAACGCCAACGCCCUGAAUUCCUGGAAGCACUUCGAUCCAAAACCUGGGGCGAGUUUGAUGCUGUUCUUCGACCUUUCUGGGUGACUGGUGGUGAGAUGGGUCGCUGGGACUCGGAGCUUGUACCAUUACUCCCUCAGUCAUGCAAGAUCUUUGCAAGUGCAGGCGCAGGGUAUGACUGGGCCGAUGUCGAUGUCCUAGCGGAGCAUGGUAUAGUGUAUUGCAACGGUGCACAAGCAUCAUCGGAGGCAGUCGCAGAUAUGGCUAUCUUCCAUAUACUGUCAGUAUUUCGCAACCUCACCUGGUCCCACUUGGCAGCUCGUUCAGGAGACACCGAGAAAUGGCUGGAUGCGCAUGCAAACGCCACCAUGACAGCUCACAACCCGAGAGGCCAUAUCCUCGGCAUUAUCGGGCUUGGAAACAUCGGUUACACUAUCGCGCAGAAGGCCUUUGCUGCGUUCGGCAUGAAGAUACACUACUUUGAUCUUGUCCGCAAGUCCCGUCAGCAGGAAGAAGCGAUCGACGCGACCUACGUCGACAACCUUGAAACUCUGCUAGGCGCUGCAGACUGCAUACUUCUAGCCACGCCGUUUGGCGGGAAAAAGAUCAUCGAUGCCGAGAGUCUGGCCAUGUUCAAGCAGGGAUCGCGUUUCGUCAAUAUAGCGCGAGGUACUCUGGUCAGUGAAGACGCGCUUGUGGAGGCUCUCAAGAGUGGCCAUCUGUUCGCUGCCGGGCUUGAUGUCUUCGGAGAUGAGCCGAACAUCCAUCCAGAGCUUCGCGAGAUGCGCAACGUGACUCUCACUUGCCACAAUGCUGGAGGAGCCAUCGAAACCAAUUACGGCUUCGAAAGAUUGGCGAUGGAGAACGUAGAAGCGAUGCUGCUCCACGGGAAGUCCCUGACACCUGUGAACGCACAUUUGAUCAAGAUGUAG
Aureobasidium namibiae CBS 147.97 is the source of this 1044-nucleotide messenger RNA. RefSeq lists its product as uncharacterized. Bases 1 to 1044 code for a protein of 347 amino acids. The transcript has a single exon. Gene Ontology annotation, cellular component: cytosol. The record is from RefSeq and is a predicted model, not a curated record. NCBI's taxonomy places the organism in Eukaryota, Fungi, Ascomycota, Dothideomycetes, Dothideales, Saccotheciaceae. Gene Ontology annotation, molecular function: NAD binding; hydroxypyruvate reductase [NAD(P)H] activity; glyoxylate reductase (NADPH) activity.